This is a messenger RNA of Monodelphis domestica (gray short-tailed opossum), 1346 nucleotides long. It is a transcript of the gene HMGN2, whose product is annotated as high mobility group nucleosomal binding domain 2. Gene Ontology annotation, molecular function: nucleosomal DNA binding. Gene Ontology annotation, biological process: chromatin organization. Lineage: Eukaryota; Metazoa; Chordata; Mammalia; Didelphimorphia; Didelphidae. The record is from RefSeq and is a predicted model, not a curated record. Gene Ontology annotation, cellular component: chromatin; nucleus.
GGGCCAAUGAACGGCGGCGGGAGGUGAAAUCCGGUUCUAACCGGUCCGGGGCUCCCAGCGCUAUAAAAACUUUAUAAACCCCCCGGAGCCCAAGCAGUGUGAGGAAGAGGAGACGGGAGCGACCCCCGGACCGGCCGCUGCCGCCACUGCAACCUGCACCCAGACUCCGCUGCUGCCGCCGCUCCCACCCCUCCGCCGUCACCACCAUGCCCAAGAGAAAGGCCGAAGGAGAUGCUAAGGGAGACAAGACCAAGGUUAAGGACGAACCACAGAGGAGAUCAGCACGGUUAUCUGCUAAACCUGCCCCUCCAAAGCCAGAACCCAAACCCAAAAAGGCACCUGCAAAGAAGGGAGAGAAGUUACCCAAAGGGAAAAAGGGAAAGGCUGACGCCGGUAAGGAUGGGAACAACCCUGCAGAAAAUGGAGAUGCCAAAACAGACCAGGCACAGAAAGCUGAAGGUGCUGGAGAUGCCAAGUGAAUUGUGUGAAUUUUUGAUAACUGUGUACUUCUGGUGACUGUACAGUUUGAAAUACUAUUUUUUAUCAAGUUUUAUAAAAAUGCAGAAUUUUGUUUUACUUUUUUUUUAAGCUAUGUUGUUAGAACACAGAACGCUUUGUUGUUGUUUUCGGGGGAUAGGGCAGAUGUUACAGAUAGAAUGUCUCAGAAGCUGGGUUGAAAUAGGUGGGGAAUUCUUCUCCUAGUUUUUGAGAGGACUUCUCUUGAAUACCAGGAGGGGGUUCCCUCACACACACACACACACACACAACACACCAAAUAUAUAGGUAUGAACACUGAUAUCCUCAGCCUGUCUAGUGGGGGUAGGAGUGGAUAUCUUCAAAAAUUUGUACUUCUUCCCUGUCUGCCAUAAGCAUCAACUUGACUUCUCCAAAACCAGGGGCCUAUCAGGACCUGCCCCUAUUUCCCUCCUUCCCCCCACUCUCAAAUCAAUUGUGUUGGAUACCAGUCUUUCAGGCAAUCUGGACUUGAAUUAUGGCCCUCUGGUAGCCUCCCCAAAAGAGCUGAAUUUCCUUUCAUAUUGGGGAUAUUUUCCAAUUAAGAAUUCUGCAGUUUUCAUUUCAUUUCCUCAAAGUCAGGGUAGGCUCGUGAAAAGUUGUUAAACAACAUAUGCUCAAUGUGAAAGUGUCCACCCUCACUCUAAAACUUUCCCUGUUUAUAAAAUAAAGACUCUUCAUUGGGUUUUAUAGUGACUUUAUGUUUUUUGGUAGUCCAUGGAGGAGGGGAGUUUGAAAGUUGUUGUAUACUGUUGCCGAUCGUAGCCCAUGUCCUGCCUGAAUUACCAUGAUUGUUUAUGAAAAGUAUCUUUAAUAAAGCUGGAUACAGUUUG